AUGUACUCGCCAGCUGGCGCUCAGCGUGAGAAUGCACGACCACCAGAGCUUCCGCCAAAAGCAGCCGCACCUACCGCGCCUUUGACACGAAAUCCACCUCCGAGUAGCUUUCCCGAACCACCGCUGAUUCUCUCCGACAGGAAAGGAGGUGCACAGUUUUCCAGAGGCGGCCUUCUGGGAGAGGGCGGAUUUGCGCGUUGCUAUGAGGCGAUUGAUCCAACAGGCGCUCGAUUCGCCGUAAAGGUCAUUUGCAAAGCGUCACUGAAGUCCUCGAAGCAGAAGCAAAAGCUGAUUGCAGAGAUUCGGAUACAUCAAUUGAUGUCACAUCCACAUAUAGUGGGGUUCAAACAAGUUUUCGAAGAUGAUGACUUUGUCUACAUGAUUUUGGAGCUCUGCGAAAAUAGGACAUUCGUUGAGAUGCUGAAGAAGAGACGAAGGUUGACCGAGCCUGAAGUACGGCAUUACAUGUGGCAGCUGCUGGACGCGGUCUCGGAAGUGCACCGUCGAGGAGUAAUACACAGAGACUUGAAACUCGGCAACUUUUUUCUCACGCGAGAUAUGAAGCUGAAGCUGGGGGAUUUUGGACUGGCGGCGAUGAUUAAGCACGAUGGCGAGCGCAAAAAAACUAUUUGCGGAACGCCGAAUUACAUAGCACCGGAAGUGCUCUUCGACACGCAGGCAGGGCACAGCUACGAGGUGGACAUAUGGUCACUCGGUGUAGUCAUGUUCACAUUCAUUGUGGGGAGACCACCUUUCCAGACGAAGGAUGUAAAGGCGAUCUACAAGAAAAUUCGCGAGAACCAGUACGAAUUCCCUGCACAGCUUAAGAUUUCCGAUAGUGCCAGGUCAAUGAUCGAGUCUCUUUUGCAAACCAGGCCAGAACUCCGUCCAUCUGUCAGCGACAUAAUGGGACAUGACUUCUUCAGCAUGCAGCCCAUCCUCCGGACAAUGCCUGUAUCCGCUCUGACAUCAAUACCAGAAGCCGCCCUCGUCGAUACCACAAACCCCUCAGCGCGAACGUCACCGGAUCCAUUCCUCUCCGUGUCGGUUAGAACUCCUUUAAACGAGAACUUCUCCGCACCUGCCGACAACAGAAGUACCGUCCCCAUGCCAAUAGGCAGAACCUCCCUUCGGUCGCCUGCAUCGGCGCCAGGACCAAAGCCGUCCGACAUGGUGAUCCGCUCAAAGGCUUCACCUGCCAAGCCUCAAAGUCCUCCCAUAAGCGACUUCGAACGAUUACGGGUCGAUGUAGCGGAAAACAGACCACCCACGGAAAACAGGCCUCCGAUACCAAGUUCUUGGAUGCGACGAACGCAGUCACAUGAUUCCGAUCGGAAUGGUCAGCGAUCGGAUAGCAUCCCCACGAAGCCCAAAGUGGCUCACCUGCCAACCCCCGAUCCUGAGACCGAGUUCGAAGAUAGACGUGCACCGUUGCGCGCAGAUUACAAGAAUUCCUCUGCGGAGCGGAAUGGCUCUAGCGAGGAACCAGAGAUGCGUGCGCCACCAUCGCCGUCAAGUGAACGGACGAAUUCGAGACCUUCUACGCUGUCCGCUUCGUCAUCGCGGAAUCGUGGCUCAACGACGUUGUCGUCCACGCGGACGCAAGAAACGGGCCCACGGCGAAGCCUGAAUAUGGUGGCUGCCAUGCACAAGAACCUGCAAGACGCCUUGAGCGAUACUAGGGACGUGGAUGGAAGAUCGCUUGAUGCUGAGGAUAUGAAAUCACCCUCCCUCUUCAUCACGAAAUGGAUCGACUACUCGAACAAGUAUGGUUUGGGCUACCAGCUGCGGGACGGCUCGGUAGGCGUGUACUUCAAUGAUGCAACUAGUAUCAUCCUUGCAGCGGACAACCAUCAUUUCGAGUACCUGUACUAUGACCGGGGAUCCGAUCGGCCAUUCAUGCACCGACGAGCGCAUACCAUGACCGAGUUCCCUAACGAUUUGAUGAAGAAGGUGACGCUAUUGAAGCAUUUCCGGAGCUACAUGCAGGAAAACCUAUAUAAGGCAUGCAAGGAGACCUUACCCACGCCGCCGCGGACGGAGAACCUGCAUUUCCUGACAAAGUACCUGCGGACGAAACAUGGUGUCAUCUUCCGGCUGAGCAACCAUGUUCUUCAGCUCAACCUCUUCGACCACUCGAAAGUCAUUCUCUCCAAUGACGGUCUAACCGUAACCUACAUCGACCAGCGCCGCGAAUCCUCCACCAACUCGUUAGGCUAUUUCACGCGGACGGGCAACAAGGAGCUGUUGGAGAGGCUCAAGUACAUGAAAGAGGUGCUGCAUAGUAUGCUCGUCAAGAAACAGCAGCGGAGUGAGGACGCCGCGGCGGCUGCGGCCAAUGGAAUGAAUGGCAACCACCACCAACAACAAGUUACGUAG
This is a messenger RNA of Fimicolochytrium jonesii, 2379 nucleotides long. RefSeq names its product kinase-like domain-containing protein. Gene Ontology annotation, molecular function: protein kinase activity; protein binding; ATP binding. The coding region runs from base 1 to 2379 and encodes 792 amino acids. Gene Ontology annotation, biological process: regulation of cytokinesis; protein phosphorylation; mitotic cell cycle. NCBI's taxonomy places the organism in Eukaryota, Fungi, Chytridiomycota, Chytridiomycetes, Spizellomycetales, Powellomycetaceae. The transcript is spliced from 18 exons. Gene Ontology annotation, cellular component: spindle pole body; cytoplasm; nucleus. The record is from RefSeq and is a predicted model, not a curated record.